Archocentrus centrarchus (flier cichlid) is the source of this 1207-nucleotide messenger RNA. Its product is annotated as C-C chemokine receptor type 2-like. Gene Ontology annotation, cellular component: membrane; external side of plasma membrane. The record is from RefSeq and is a predicted model, not a curated record. The transcript has 3 exons. Gene Ontology annotation, molecular function: C-C chemokine binding; C-C chemokine receptor activity. NCBI's taxonomy places the organism in Eukaryota, Metazoa, Chordata, Actinopteri, Cichliformes, Cichlidae. The coding region runs from base 102 to 1166 and encodes 354 amino acids. Gene Ontology annotation, biological process: calcium-mediated signaling; cell chemotaxis; immune response.
CAUCUAAAGGCAUCACGUCAAUGAAAGACGGGGAGAAAAGGAACCUUGAAGAGUAAUUCCUGACUCUACCAGGUUGGAAAAGCCAUCACUGAGAUAUCACCAUGUCAGUCGAGAACACAUCUAUGACUACUGAAUACGACUACUCCUUUUUCUAUGAGUAUAAUGAAACCUGCCCUCCUGAUGACUUGAGCAGUGUAAAGGACUUCAAGCAAGUGUUUCUCACCCCUCUCUAUAGUUUGGUUUUCAUCUUGGGCUUCAUAGGUAAUGCACUAGUGGUGUGUGUCCUGGUGAAGCACCGCAAUCAGAGCAACUUGACAGACAUCUGCCUCUUCAACCUGGCUCUCUCCGACCUCCUCUUCAUCUUCACGCUGCCUUUCUACUCUCACUACGUCAGGGUCAGCCGGUGGAUAUUUGGAGACUUCAUGUGCCGUUUAAUCUCCGGCUCUCACCAGACUGGCUUCUUCAGCAGUAUCUUCUUCAUGGUUGUCAUGACGCUGGACCGCUACAUGAUCAUCGUGCACGCUCACAGGGUUGCACGUUAUCGCACGAUGAGGGCAGCCAUCAUUCUGACUGUGUUUGUUUGGAUGCUGAGCUUGUUUGUGUCUCUGCCGGAUUUUAUCUUCACAGAAGCAAUGAAAAAUGAUUCAGACUCCCAAAGGUUCGAGUGUGACUAUCCUCAGAAUAGCACAGUCUGGGAGCGCUAUGACCUGUUCACCGUAAAUGUGCUGGGCCUCGUGAUUCCCUUGUUGGUGAUGGUAGGUUGCUACUCCAGGAUCAUCCCCACGCUGGUGACCAUGAGGACCACAAAGAAGCACCGCAUAGUCAAGCUGAUCAUCUGUAUAGUGGUUGUAUUUUUCUUGCUCUGGGCCCCAUACAACAUUUCCCGUUUCUUGAAAUUUCUCCAGGAUAGAAACAUAAUCCCAAGCGAUCACACCUGGUACAAAAAUGUAAGGAUGUCAAUAACAGUCACCGAGGCUUUUGCUUAUACUCACUGCUGCCUGAAUCCCAUCAUAUACGCUUUUGUGGGACAGAAGUUUAUGAGAAGAGCCUUGCAGCUGCUGAAAAAGUUGGUGCCUGGUUACAGCAGAGGUUUGUCUGACAGCUCAUUCAGGAGAAGCUCAGUUAUGUCCAGGUCCUCUGAAGUCACCUCCACUAAUGUGAUGUAGAAGCUGGGGGCAGCUAUAAUUAAUUUGGCAUGAAUGCUUCA